UUAAACUUUUCUCAUUAAAGUAUUAAAUGAAUGUGAAACUCCACAGCUUCCAUUCCAGGAUUGGCUAUUCUAACUAUAUAGACGUUCAUUGAGGUUGUACCGACUUUGAGUCUGGUUAAUUUCGGUGUGUGAUGUUUUAUUUCUAAGUUUUAUAUGAAGCAUGUGGUCUUGAAAGCACCCUAUCUUACAUACCAGAAUUUUCUGUAGACUUUGUAACUAUAAUUAAUAUAGAUACUUCCUAGUUAAUGUCACUAAUCUGUGGGAAAAUAACAUUCUGUUUUUACUGCCUUGUGCAUCAAAGCUGCUUAUAUACAUAGUAAAGAUGAUGCAGCGCAUGCUCACUAUAACUUGUAAACCCUUCAUGUAUGUGUCAUCUGCGGUCACAACCCCUGACCAAAGCAUAGUCCAUGGUGAAAUGUUGCCAUCUGCAUUUGGGAGGUGGAAGCAGAGAGUCAGGAGUACAAGGUUAUCCUCCGCUUAGAGACUUAAGGUCAACCUAGGCUAAAUGAGCCAUGUCAAAACAUACUUUAAAACAAUAACUUAUGACUGCACUAAAUGUAUUUUAUGGUUCCUGUUAUCUGACUUAGUACCAGCAACCAGACAGAAAUCUAUCCAAUUGACGUUUUGCUGAUUUUCAAAAAUUCUACACAUGGUUGAGAAGUUCUGUUGACUCUGUUUGACAUAGAAUUUAAUAUUUUUCUUGCUAACUUACUUUUGUUAAAGUCAUUCAAUUUUGGAGAUUAGAUACUUGGUUUUAUUUGCUAUGUGGGGAAAAAUUCUCUUCUUUGCUUUGCUUAAUUUGCAGAGAACAUUCAUUACUUUUGGAUAUUAAUCUUUGUUAGUUUCUGUCAUGACCUCAUGCUGCUUUCUUGUGUUUUUUCCUGAAUGCUUCCAGUCUGUGCUCCUUUCCAUCUCAUUUGGGACUUCUAUAAUUUCCCCGUUUUUCCACUCUGCAGUUGUGACUGAUGCAGCCCUCCAUGAUUUACAUUCCUCUCUGUUUCUAUGCAGCUUUAAUGGCUUGCCCAGUUUACACAACAGGUUCAACAGUGUGUGGAACACUUCUUUAUAGUUAGCCAGAACAGAACUCCAGCUCUGCAUGUGGACAGUGACAACCACGUCCUCCAGUGUCCUUCACAUCCAGCCAGUAAACUGCUAAUGAGGGAUUUCUUCCUCUUCUCAGGAGGAGUCGGGUCUCCCACGGGGUGCAUUCCUGUCCUUUUCCUUACAGGCUUUUGUCUUUGUAUUCCAAUGCUUGUGUAAACGAUGAUAUGAGGGAAAGAGUUACUAAGGACUUACUCAUUUUGGAAACUCAUAUAGUGACGUUGUGUUAGACGUGUUGUACUUGGAAAACUCCGAAGGGAAAGUUUGCAGGAUGAUGACAUUCAUUUCUGGUGAUCUAUGUGACAAAUGUUAGAGAAUAUGGAGAGAAGAUACAGAAGUUAUUUGUAUAGAUUCGAAUAAGAGACAGAAAUAUAUGCAAGGAAUGAAAAUGAGAAGCACAGACUUUCAUCAUCUUCUCCUUUUGGUUUAUAAAUGCUUCUGUGUUUGAGUCUAUCCAUAGUUGUUUUCAAAUGCAGUGACAUAUUUUGAGUUGAAAAAUAAAAGUAUGUGUCAGAUUGUCUGGCAGAUUCUUUCAAAUACAUGCAGUUAUUAUCUUCUUUAUGUAGAUAGCUACAUAAAAUAAAUCAGAUGGAUGAAAGAAUGAACCCCUACUGUUGACAAGAUGGACUGCACUUAAUAUUUUAUUAGGAACAUGGAGUAACAUUGUAGUGAAAGUUUAAAAUCACUGUUACAUUUACACAUUGAACGUACAGAAUAAAGCAUGUGCUACUUCUUUAGAAACUAAUAUGUUGUCUAAACAAGUAUUCCAUGUUUCAAAUAAAGACAUUAGCUAUGGUCUCCCAUACCAUUUUCAGUGUUUGAAAUAUAUGCUCUGAGUCAUAGUAUUGCAAAAUGUGUUGACUAAAAAUGAGAAUUAAUGAUAGCUGCAUGUAAGUUGCAUGUGAGUCAAGAGCUGGGCCAGAGACCUGUGGGUUGACUACUUUAUCAUAAUCCUGGUAUGUUAAGGUAGCAUGUUCUCUAAUCCAUAGACAUUCUAUGUCCAAAAAUGGAAUCAGAAGUAGCUAGAAGUUAAUUGGGAAUCCAGCCCUCUCUUUGUGUCUAGCUUUGACUUCCCCAUAAGCUCCCGGCACUGAGGAUUGUUAGGUAUCUAUGUCAGAGUAGCUCUGAGGGACACAGACAUGAUAUGCAGGAGUUCUUAUGACUUCUGCUCGCUCCAUUCUGUUGAUCUAGACUUGUGUCUAGGACCAACCUUCAUUCAAAAGAAGGAAAGCUGAACUUCACCUUCUGACUGGUGGCCCUCUCAUAGGUAAAGAACAGUGGAGGAUGGGUUUCUCACCUGUUACUUGUUGAGAUGCUUUCAACAGAGUCUCAUUUUCUUUUCAUAAGAAAUGACUGGGUAAGGUGGCACACACCUUUAAUCCCAGUGCUUGGGAGGCAGAGGGAUUUCUAUGAGUUUAAGGCCAGCCUCAUUACAUAAUGAGUUCCAGGACAUCCAGAACUACAUAGUGAGACCUUAGGGCUCUGUUGGUCCAAAGUCCUCCUCCUCUUGCUGUUUAGAUAGAAGACUGUUUCCCAUAUAGAGGUUUCUCUUCACUGCAGCUCCUCCAGGCUCGGGGACAAGCCUUUUGUUCUGUGGCCUUCUCCACUCGCUCUCCAGGUCUGUUGGGAGCAGCUACGAAGCUUUGUUUGUGUAUCAUGCGUGUUCGUUUUAUCCACCAUGUGUGAGGUAUCAGCUUUGCCGGCUGCUGCUUCUGCUGAGAUAACCCAGUGGGAUUUUACAGAAGUGCCUUCUGGGUGAGGAGCCACUGUCUGCCCCCUCAGGAUUCUUGCUUACAUAACUUGCUUAGCCUUCUGUGACUCUCUUUAGUGUUGUCUAGACUGGAGUUUGGGGAAAGUCUUAGUUGGUGUCCAUCGCUUAUUUCACAUAAUGUAAGCUUAAAGACCUCAUUUCUUAAAAAUAUUUUUCUCUUUUAUGUGUUUCUGGUUUGAUUUUUUUUAAGCGACUUCUUCACAUAUCACAGGCUAACUGUGAACUCCCUAUGCAGAUGAGACUGACCUUCAACACCUACAGCUUCCAAGAACUCAGAUUACAGACAUGUGACAUCCUUUUGGUUUCCUUCUUUUCCUUUAUUCUGUGUGUGGUGUUCCAUAAAUUCUUUACCCUCUCUUCAGGUUGGUUUUUAUUUUUUGUUUUUGUUUUGUUUUUCCUGUCUUUUCUUUUUCUUUCCUCAUUGUGUCUGCAUGUAUGUCUAGGACCUCCAUGCUGUGCCUAAGCAGGAGGGGAAUUCAAGAACCCUUGCACCAUGGGUACCAGGGUUCCACUUCAGGUGGUUAGACUGGGCUUUUACCUGCCGAGUCACCCCACAGGCCUUCAGUAUUUUUAAUGUCUCUCUUCAUGCUCUUUAACCUCUGGCAGGCUUCCUGUUUGCUGAGGUUCCUUCGGCCAGACCCUUCCUACGGUUCUCUCCUGUACUGUUUGCCCCUCACUACGGCAUUUUCUGAUCUGUCCUUGUGCUUUUCAUAUGCAUGGUUGGUUUCCUAUUUUAUGUCUGCAGAUAUUUUCUUACCUUUUUGUUUGGUUGUCUGAAUUCUCCUUUAGGUCAUUACCACAGGGAGGGUGUUCAGGGCAUCUUUGGAGUACUUUGUUUUUCUUGAUCUGGUUCAUGUUUCCUAACUGUAUACUUUAUGAUGCUUAUUGAUCUUUGGUCUUUGAGAAUAACAGUGACCACCCGUCGUGAGCUUGAAUUUAUAGGACCUUCAAAUGUGUUGUAAGAAAUUGAAUGCCUUUCUACUCUUAACCCGAGAAAGGAACCAGGAAAUUGGAGGCUACCCUCCAAACCAUGCCUUGCUGGUCCUCACAUGAGUAGUAUGUGGAAAGCAGAGCAAGAUGGCUUUUCCUAAGCAACUAGUUGGCUUCAUAUAUUGAAUCCAUACAGUAAAGGGAAAUGAUUAACAGAAAGUUAUCAAAUUAAUAAAAAUGUAGAGUGAAGCUCAAAAGAAAUCAUAAGUGGAAAUAAUACAGGAAUCAAUAACUAUAUCAUUCUUGUUCUUAAACACCUGUCUCAGUGGUGUCAUUAAAAUGAGCAGAAUUACCAUCCUCCUAGGGUGCAUGCUCUACACAGUUGUACAUUUCCCUGUUGUCAGAGCUGCUUUUCUAAGGUUACUUCCUGUUUUUACUGAUACUGCAGCAAGUGUAAAUAUUAUUUUACUAGGUUUGUUUUUCUGACCCUUUAGCAGCUUCCUUUGCUCAUUUCAGUUACAAAGCUGACCUCAAUAGUCUUAUAGCAUGAAUACUUCAACUUUACUUUAUAUUCCCGUUUCUGUGGUUUCACAGUCACACAAACAUGGCUGAAAACUGAGUUCUGUAAUUUACUUGAUUUUUUGACAAUGAAAUUAUGGUGCACAUGUUUACAGUGUGAAACUGUUCAGUCACACAAAACGAUGAAAUCCUGUAAUUUGGGUCAAUAUGGAAGAGCCAGGAAAUUAUUACUUUAGGUAGAGAAAGACAAGUACACAAGAAUUUUAACUUAUAGAAGUUGGAGAAAUAAUGUUUGUUUCCCAUCAAUCAGUGACAUCAGGAAAGGUAGUCAUUGGAAAAUGUUGACGAGUCAGUGCUCUUAUAUAGUUAGAAGGAAAAAGCUAUGACAAAUGUUGCCCAGAAUGGUGACUAUAAGUAACCAUUUUGUAGUAUAUUACAGAAGAUGAGAAAACAGAGUUUUUGUUUGUUUUGUUCAGUUUUUUUUGAGACAAAGUAUCUCUAUAUAAUCCUGGCUGCCCUGGAACUCACAGAGAUCCACCUGCCUCUGCCUCUCAAGUGCUGGGAUUAAUGAUGCGAACCACCACACCUGUCCUAAGGACUUUGGACAUUUUAAACUUAAAAAUUAAAUGUUUGAGGAAAUGACCACUCUAAAAUUGAUAUAAAGACAAAUGCACAUUCUACCUAUAACAAUAUUACAGAAUACCCCCUUUAACAUGCAAAUCUCUGAUUUUCUAUUAUGUAACCAUAGGAAAAAAUAAUGUAUUGCUGUCAUUGACCAUUUGAGAACUUUAUGCAAUGAGAUGAAAAGCAACUCAACACUAAAAUGUAAAAAAAUAAAAAUAAGGUGCUGUGGGAUGUUCUGAAUGGCAAAUGUGUUGCUCUGAUUGGUUAAUAAAUAAAACACUGAUUGGCCAGUAGCCAGGCAGGAAGUAUAGGUGGGACUAACAGAGAGGAGAAUUAAGGAAACAGGAAGACAGAGGGAGAGACCUGCCAGCCGCCACCAUGACAAGCAAGAUGUAAGGAAAUGCUGUCAUUCAGGGAUGUGGCCAUUGAUUUCUCUGCAGAGGAGUGGGAAUGCCUGGGCCCUGCUCAGUGGAGUCUAUACAGGGAUGUGAUGCUGGAGAAUUACAGCAACCUUGUGUUCCUGGGGCUUGCUUUCUCUAAGCCAUACCUGGUCACCUUUCUAGAGCAAAGACAAGAGCCUUCAGAUGUGAAGAGACAAGCAGCUGCCAUACAAACAGAUAUAAAACCAUAUAAAUGUAAAGAAUGUGGCAAAGCCUGUGAUUGGGACUCACUCCUUGAAUACCAGAGAAUUCAUCCAGGAGAGAAAGCCUUCAAGUGUGAAGAGUGUGAUAAGGCUUCCGAGUCUUGCUCAGUACUUUCUGAACACCAGAUAAUUGAUACGGGAGAGAAAGCCUACAAGUGUGAAGAAUGUGGCAAAGCCAUUUGUACUUGCUCAGGACAUUCUAGCUACCAGAGAAUUUGUAUUGGAGAGAACCCCUACAGGUGUGAAGAAUGUGGAAAAGCCUUUCCCACUUAUUCCUGUCUUACUGAGCACGAGGUAGAACACACUGAACAAAAAUUCUAUAGCUGUGAAGAAUGUGGGAAACUGUUUUAUUGUCAUUCUCACCUUACGGAACAUCAAAGAAUUCAUUUUCAAGAGAAUUCCUUUAAGAUUGAAGUAUGUAGCGAGGACUUUUGUUCUCCCAUAGAACUUUCUAACGACCAGAGGUUUUGUACCGAAGAGAAGGCCUACAAGUAUGAAGAAUGUGUUAAGGCCUUUAGUGCUUGCUCAGUGCUUUCCGAUCACCCAAGACUUCACCCAGGAGAGAAAGCCUACAAGUGUGAAGAGUGUGGCAGUGCCUUCUGUGCACUCCAUUCAGUCUCUAAACAGCUGAAAAUUGAUUGUGAAGUGAAGUCCUACAAGUGUGACGAAUGUGGGAAAGUCUUUCCUAGUCAUCUUUCCCUGAUUCAGCAUAAGAUAGGCCAUACUAGAGAGAAACCUUACCAAUGUGAAGAAUGUGGCAAAAUGUUUUACUGUUCUUCAAACCUUAAGCAACAUCAAAUAACUCAUUCUCAAGAGAAACCCUACAAGUGUGAAGUGUGUGGCAAGGUCUUUAGAACUUGCUGGCAACUUUCUAAACACCUGAGAAUCCAUUCUGGAGAGAAACCAUACAAGUGUGAAGAGUGUGGCAAAGCGUUUUAUACUCUCUCAUACCUUACUCAUCACAAAUUAGGUCAUACUGGGGAGAAACCUUACAAGUGUGAGGAAUGUGGCAAGACCUUUUACUAUCCUUCAGUCCUUAAGGAACACCAAGCAAUUCAUUCUGGAGAGAAACCAUACAGGUGUGAAGAAUGCGGCAAGGACUUCUGUACACGUUCAGGACGUUCUAGACACCAGCGAAUUCAUACUGGAGAGAAACCCUACAAGUGUGAGCAAUGUGGAAAGGCCUUUUCUACUCAUUCAUACCUUUCUCAUCACAAGAUAGUUCACACUGGCCAUAAACCCUACAAGUGUGAGGAAUGUGGCAAAAAGUUUUACUAUCCUUCUCGCCUUAAGGAACAUCAAAGAAUUCAUUCUCAAGAGAACCCUUACAAGUGUGAAAUCUGUGGCAAAGCCUUUUAUACUCACUCAUACUUUACUCAGCACAAAUUAGGUCAUACGGGAGAGAAACCUUACAAGUGUGAGGAAUGUGGCAAAACCUUUUACUAUCCUUCAAUCCUUAGGGAACACCAAGCAAUUCAUUCUGGAAAGAAACCAUACAGGUGUGAAGAAUGCGGCAAGGACUUCUGUACGCGCUCAGGACGUUCUAGACACCAAAGAAUUCAUACUGGAGAGAAACCCCACAAAUGUGAAGAAUGUGGGAAGGUCUUUUCUACUCAUUCAUACCUUACUCAGCAUAAGGUGGUUCACUCUGGAGAGAAACCCUACAAGUGUGAGGAAUGUGGCAAAAAGUUUUACUAUCCUUCUCGCCUUAAGGAACAUCAAAGAAUUCAUUCUCAAGAGAACCCUUACAAGUGUGAAAUUUGUGGCAGUGUCUUUUGUACUCCCAAAGGACUUUCUAAACACCAGAGAUUCCAUACCGGAGAGAAACCCUACAAGUGUGAGGAAUGUGGAAAGAUGUUUUACUAUCCUUCUCGCCUUAAGGAACAUCAAAGAAUUCAUUCUCAAGAGAACCCUUACAAGUGUGAAAUCUGUGGCAAAGCCUUUUAUACUCACUCAUACCUUACUCAGCACAAAUUAGGUCAUACGGGAGAGAAACCUUACAAGUGUGAGGAAUGUGGCAAGACCUUUUACUAUCCUUCAAUCCUUAAGGAACACCAAGCAAUUCAUUCUGGAAAGAAACCAUACAGGUGUGAAGAAUGCGGCAAGGACUUCUGUACGCGCUCAGGACGUUCUAGACACCAGCGAAUUCAUACUGGAGAGAAACCCUAUAAGUGUGAGCAAUGUGGAAAGGCCUUUUCUACUCAUUCAUACCUUUCACAGCACAAGGUGGUUCACUCUGGAGAGAAACCCUACAAGUGUGAGGAAUGUGGCAGGAUGUUUUACUAUCCUUCUCGCCUUAAGGAACAUCAAAGAAUUCAUUCUCAAGAGAAUUCCUACAAGUGUGAAAUCUGUGGCAAAGUCUUUAGUGCGCACUUAGAACUUGCUACACACCUGAAUAUUCAUUCUGCAGGUGUGUAGGAUGUGGAAAGGCUUUUAACUUAUCCAUCCUUACCUCGACACAAAUUCCUGGAGAGAAAUCUUACCUGUGUAAGGAAUGUGGCAAAAUGUUUUCUGUCCUCCAAACCUUAAACAACACCAACUAACUAGUUCUGGAGGGAAAUCACACAAGUGUGAGGACUGUAGGAAGGUCUUUUGUACUCACUUAGAGCUUUCUAAACAUCAAAAGAAUCAUACUGGUGAGAACGACCACAGAUGUGGAAAAGCUUCUACUAGACUUUUUAUCCUUACCCAGCACAAGGUAAUUCAUUCUAUUCAGAAACACUGUUCGUGGGAAAAUGCUGGAAAAUUUUUAGUCUUCAAUUCUUAAAAAAAUGUCACAGAGUUCAUUCUCAAGAGAGACCCUGCAAGUGUGAGGGGUGUGUCAAAGCCUUUGGUUAUCAUUCAGACCUUAUCCAACUCAAAUGAAUCUAUUGCAGAGAGAAAUCUAACCCUUCUGAAGGAUGUGGCAAGUGCUUUACUAAUAAUCCAACACUUUCUAACCUCCAUAAAAGUUAUACUGGGGAGAAACACUACAAAUGUGAAUGAAUUGACGAGCCUUUUAGAGGCUCUUUAUCGGUUAACACCAAAGUGUUGGUACUGAAGAGCGACCUCACAACAGUAGAGCAUGUUAUGAAGGUUUCAUUUGUCAGUCAGCUCUUGCUGAACAUCAGAGCAUUCACACUCAGGAGAAUCUCUAGAAAAUAUAUGGAAUAUAAGCAGGUGUUUAGUUAUAAUUUGCCACUGCAUAAGCAUGAAAGAAUUAGUACCACAGAAAUGCAAAGAAUGUGGCAAGGCCUUUAGCUGUUUUUCAUACUUUAAUUAUCCUCAGAGACUUCAUACUGGAGAGAAACUACACAUAUAAAUAAUGUGUCAAACCCUUUAAUAAUAUUUCAAAUGUCAGUCAACACCAAAGAAUUCAGUAAGCUUCACUGUUCAACUUCACACCUCUUCAUUUUCUAAGGGAGUCUCAGCUGUGUGGUUGCCCGGAUCUGACUGGCUUACAGAUGUGGCUAUGGGACCCUGGAUGCUGAUUAAUGCCCAGUCCCACCCCUGGGCAGAUGGUCCUGGUGAAUGAGAAUUCUGGCCAAGCAGAAAUCAGAGGGAGCAAGCCAGUAAACAGAAUACUUAAGUUCUUGCCUCAAGAUUUCUCCCUUGAGCUCUUAUCCUGGCCGAACUGGUUUUCGAAUUCCUAAACUGGAGUAAACCCUUUCCUCUCCUAAGUUGUGUCUUAGUCAUGGCAUUAUCACAGCAACAGACAUCAAAGUCACACAGCAGUGGACAUGUAAAGGCUUUUCAAUUUUAUACCUUAAUUAUCAUGUCUUCCUACUGGAGAGAAUGUCACAAUGUCUUUUAGAGUGGAGAAUCAGGCCCCUAGCGUCAGCUAAAAACAUGAGUCCUAUAGCAGAGACUUCCCUUUGCUGUAAUCUACAAACCUGUUUUAGACAAUGUUUUCAGGGUGCAUCAAUUGAUUGUUCUAUAACUACAAAUGUUUCCUGAAAUUGUUACCAUGUUGUCGGUCUGUACCUGGGUAACCUGAAUCUGGAUUCUUGAGCCAUGAUCUUUAUGGCGGAUUUCCCCCUUGGGGUCCCCCAAUUGUUAGUAACUCUUCCCCUUUGGUCUGUAAGAAAACCCAAUAAAUUCACUUUUCUCAUCAAUUUGGGCUGUGGUGAAAUCCUAGGAUCAUUUGUUGUUGGGUCCCUUUGUAGUGACUAAGCAUUCGUUGUGUCUAGAGAUAGGUAACAUGUCAUUCAUAUAUGGCUCCAAAAUAAACAAUGUCUCAUUCCCUUUCA
Molecule: messenger RNA, 9817 nt
Organism: Peromyscus californicus insignis
Lineage: Eukaryota; Metazoa; Chordata; Mammalia; Rodentia; Cricetidae
Product: zinc finger protein 728-like
Exons: 4
Coding region: 5346-8006 (886 amino acids)
Biological process (GO): negative regulation of transcription by RNA polymerase II
Molecular function (GO): RNA polymerase II cis-regulatory region sequence-specific DNA binding; DNA-binding transcription repressor activity, RNA polymerase II-specific
Source: RefSeq, a predicted model, not a curated record